Molecule: messenger RNA, 1775 nt
Organism: Glycine soja
Lineage: Eukaryota; Viridiplantae; Streptophyta; Magnoliopsida; Fabales; Fabaceae
Product: probable xyloglucan endotransglucosylase/hydrolase protein 28
Exons: 4
Coding region: 249-1265 (338 amino acids)
Biological process (GO): xyloglucan metabolic process; cell wall biogenesis
Cellular component (GO): cell wall; apoplast
Molecular function (GO): xyloglucan:xyloglucosyl transferase activity; hydrolase activity, hydrolyzing O-glycosyl compounds
Source: RefSeq, a predicted model, not a curated record
AUUGUCUACAUAUGAACAGCUCCUCACAGCACAUUCCCAAAUCCCAAUUCCCAAGUCUCGCCAAUAAAAAUGUUAUAUUCCAACCUCUCUAACUCUCUCUCUCUCAUCCCCUGCUAUUCUUCUUCAUCACUCUUCUGUUCUCUUUUCUCCCCUAUAAUAAUAUUUCCAACACAACAACACUCAGCAGACAAGUAGCCAGAACAAGAAAAUCCUUUGACACAUUGAUCACUUCCUUUAAGGAAACAAACAUGGAAGGGGGUCACAUGGGGUGGUUCCUCUUCUGUUGUUGUUUUUCUCUACUUUUUUUUCAUUCUUCUGGGUCACCCAGAAGAAACUUGCCCAUCAUAGCCUUUGAGGAUGGCUACACCCCCUUGUUUGGGGACCAUAAUUUGGCCAUCCAUAGAGAUGGCAAAUCAGUUCACCUUUCACUUGAUGAAAGAACAGGUUCUGGAUUUGUGUCUCAUGACCUUUACCUUCACGGGUAUUUCAGUGCCUCGAUCAAGCUGCCUGCUGAUUACACUGCUGGAGUUGUGGUUGCAUUUUAUAUGUCAAAUGGUGAAAUGUUCCAGAACAACCAUGAUGAGAUAGACUUUGAGUUUUUGGGGAACAUUAGAGGCAAAGACUGGAGGAUUCAGACAAAUGUUUAUGGCAAUGGAAGCACCAGCAUUGGUAGAGAGGAAAGAUAUGGCUUAUGGUUUGAUCCUGCUGAGGAUUUCCAUCAGUACAGUAUUCUUUGGACAGAUUCUAAGAUCAUAUUUUAUGUGGAUAAUGUUCCUAUUAGGGAAGUUAAAAGAACAGAAUCUAUGGGAGGAGAUUUCCCCUCAAAGCCAAUGACCAUGUAUGCUACCAUAUGGGAUGCAUCUGAUUGGGCAACCAAUGGAGGCAAAUACAGGGUAAAUUACAAGUAUGCACCCUAUGUUGCUGAGUUCUCUGACCUGAUCCUGCAUGGUUGUGCAGUUGAUCCCAUAGAGCAUGUGGCCAAGUGUGAAAGUGCCCAAGGUUCUGAGAAAGUUCCCUCUGGUGUCACCCCAGUACAAAUAACCAAAAUGAGAAACUUCAGGUUGAAGCACAUGGCUUACUCUUACUGCUAUGACACAGUUAGAUACAAAGUCCCUCCACCAGAGUGUGUCAUCAACCACCAAGAAGCUGAAAGGCUUAGAAAAUUUGAUCCCGUCACUUUCGGCAACGGCCAGCGCCACCGUGGGAAACGACACCACCAUAGUAGUAAAGGAAGCCAGGAAGAGAUUACUGCUUCUUCAUUUUAAUGUAUGGCUCCAUAUGCAGAUUUUGUCAUAAAGAAAAUAUUUUCAUAUAUGAAUCAGUUUGAUUUACCUGGGUUAACAAACAAUAUGUCUUUUGAUCAAUGAUGUUUUCAUUCACUGAAAAAUGGGUCAUUUUUUUUGUUUUAGUCCCUAACUUUUAAACCAUAAGUUCUGGUCUCCUUCACUUGUGGUUUUAGAAGUUAGGGACUUAAACCAAAUAAGACCCAUUUUAGGCACUAAAAACAUCAUUAACUUUAUAUCUUUUUUCAUUUAUCCUUUCAUUUUGGUGUAUAGAGGGGUUUGGACAUAGAAGUCCUUAAUAUGUUUAGUUUAUGAUAUGGUUCUUGCUGGUGGGUUUUUUUUAUAGUCUUUCAUCCCUUUAGGUUCCCGGGUAUUUCCUCAUUGAUUUCUUAUGCUAUUGUACAAAUUGAACCUCUUGAUUGAUGAUUUUUGUAUGUAGACACACCCCAGGGUUUCAAUAAACUAUAGUAUUUAUUUUAUUAUGAGGAGGAA